UGAAUGUUUAUUUUCAACAGUUUGUUUUGUGUUAGCAUUAUGGGAAGUUGUUGAAAUUAGGGGUGGCGCUUUACCGUUUCUUUACAGUAAAGAAAAUGUGCCACCCCUAGUUGAAAUGCCAUUACGUUGUUUAGAUGAAUUUGAUGUAUUUAUGGGGUCCUGGUCCGGUCGCAAAAAUUGGGACAAGACUGGGCCAUACGGAGUCCUGCUACUUACCAUAAAUACAUCAAAUUCAUCUAAACAACGUAAUGGCAUUUCAACAACUUCCCAUAAUGCUAACACAAAACAAACUGUUGAAAAUAAACAUUCAUCCCCUGAUUAUGAGCGGAUAUCUUCAUGUACUUCAUCGCCAUGA
Molecule: messenger RNA, 355 nt
Organism: Didymodactylos carnosus
Lineage: Eukaryota; Metazoa; Rotifera; Eurotatoria; Philodinida; Philodinidae
Source: the annotation of a GenBank genome assembly